This is a messenger RNA of Cheilinus undulatus (humphead wrasse), 2265 nucleotides long. RefSeq lists its product as uncharacterized. The coding region runs from base 135 to 953 and encodes 272 amino acids. NCBI's taxonomy places the organism in Eukaryota, Metazoa, Chordata, Actinopteri, Labriformes, Labridae. The record is from RefSeq and is a predicted model, not a curated record. The transcript is spliced from 3 exons.
CACACACACACUCAGUCACUCACUGGAGACAUUGCUCACCGGCUCCCACACACAGACGCAGAAGGAAAGGAGGACAAGAGCGAGAAUUGAGAGGUAACAAAAAUACAAGACAAGCAAGAAGCAAAAGAGAAAAGAUGACAAUCGGCAAGAGCUCUAGGAAAAGUUCUGUGCGGAGCUCCAUCAGGGCGCCGAAGUUUCUGGAUAAAUCAAACGGCUUCUAUGGGCGCCUGGAUGAGCCCGAGGUUGCAGGAGAAGAGGACGAGAUGAGGGGAGAGGAAGUGGAAUUGAAAUGGAACGGAACAGAAGAAACAGUCAGAAAGGACAUCUCUGUGAUGGAUCAGAAGGACGAAUCUGACGCAUUUCACUUCAGUGAGGGGAUGAUGGAAGAUGACGGAGAGACUCUCCUCCAGAGGAACACCGGCCGUCGUAGCAGCAGGUGGAGAAGGAGCUCCAGGAGGAAGCAGAAAGAGGGAAAAAUGGAGGAGGACCCAGCCCGAGAUGAAAGGCCGAGCCUGGGCAGAGAGAGUCCAUCUGACCCUCAGGUCCUUGAGCACACCAGGGUGAUGAUCGAGAUAGAGAUGGAGAAGAAGAUGGAUGAAGACAAAGAGAACGACAGAAGAGGGAAGGAACCAACACUUGUUCACUUCCCAGCACGAGAGGAUGCAGACGACCAGGUCCUGAUCAGAGAUAAGAAGAGGGGGAGAGAAGAAGAGGGAGAGGAGGAGAGGAAGAUGAAGAGAGAGCAAGAAGAAGGGAUGAAGAUGGUGAAGAGGAACUCAGUGAAGAACUACCGCAAGGCCCUGGACCGAGCCUUUCGCCGUGGCUGGGAGGCCUUCAUUACCAACCUCUACAGCGUCACUCUCACACCCAUGACAUCAUCCUCACAGCCGUCAUCUUCACCUGCAUCAAAAAAGAAAGAACAGCACAGCUCUGUGUUGGCUGAGUUUCGAUAGAGUUGGAGAGUGACAUGAACAAUAUCAGGAACCUUAGUUUAGUAUUUUGCAUAUCCAAUUUAUGACAAAAUAGUUUUAGCUAAAUUGUGAUGUCCAAUCAGGCAUGUGUGACGUUUACUAAGCCAUCAUCGGGGACAUUUAUGUCACAUUCUUGAGUCAUAAGGCCUUAAUGAUUAUUCAUGUCAGUUACUGAGUCUUAAUUACUCAUGAAGUUUACUGCUUUAUUUUUAUCAUGGUGCACAUUAAUGGUGCAAGUAUUUUUUUACUGUAGCCAAGCUGUUGAUUUUAUGACGUCAAAGGGACUCAAAUAGACAAAGUUGUGGUCUUCAUAUGACUGAGUUCAGCUGGCUCCCUCCGACUGUGUUGCUGAUUUCAUGCUUUUUGUCGGCGUUGCAAGAAUGUCUUAAAAGCUUAACAUCUUAAAUCUGGUCCACUAAUAAGAGCUUGGAGUACAAUAAUCUUUUCCUCCCGUGGUUUAGCACUAUGACCCAAGCAACGUGUUGAUGUGUAACCAAAGGAAUGGAAUUUUCCAACCGUAUAGCUAUGACUGAUAAGUGGACUUAUGCCAUGUUGAUCAAUGCUGGAUACUGCUGUUUGGUAGCUAAUUAGUAAUCAGUUGUAGUUAAUGACAGGAGGAACCUGUGUCUGUGAUCAGCACAGUACACAUUUGUAUGUUAAUACUUGGGAAGACACUGAAGUUCUUACAAGUAUAACCCACCUUAUCAUGACCUUUUCCAUCAGUGUUUGGAUGGAAAUACACAAAAGCUUCUCUGAGCUGAGAUAACGUUUCUCUCUCACAGUGUUCUGGUGAAGGUUUAUAACCCGAGGAGACAAGGCAAGCAACCAUAAGUUUGUGUGUGCUUUAAGAGAGAGAUAAGAGUUAUUGCCUGUUUAUAAAUCAGUGGUAAAACCCACUGUGUUGAAAUCACUGCUGGAGCUGCACAUAAUAUAUUUAGUAUUUAAGAACUAACGUAAGCAUCAAUGCAACAGGGACAAGAAGACAAUAAAAUGUAUUUAAGAGAGGUUUCAUUUCAUUUAACAGCUAUCCUUGUUAAGAUUGAUGUUGAAAUGCUUAAAAGAGACCUGCUGUAACUUCCUGUAAACCACUUUGUUUUUGUUUAUUUUGUUACCAGAAGUGCGCUUGGCAAACUGUGAAAGCAAUACUUAGUGGGGGAGACUUGUUUUUGUUGUAAAAAAAUGGUUGAUUUUUUAAGAAAUUGUGAUAAAAUACUUUUGUAUGAUAAUUAAAGCUUCUGAAGUUAUGUAUUACAAGAAGCACCUUAUUGAGUAAAUAAAGACUUAAUUUAUUGUA